UGGCACCACUUGACCAGGUGCGAGUUGCUUGGUUCUGCAGUCCAUCAUUUUGCGUGUGAAAGUCAAGUCUCGUUUUUGCAGGAACCCAGCAGGAACCAAACAACGCAGGCCAUGUGAUAGUGAAUUUUGUUUUCGAUUUGGUGCGGAUUAAGAUUUUUUUGAAUUGAGUUUAAUGUGCAAAACUGCAGGAAUUAUGGCUACCAAUUAUCAAAAUUUGUUUUUUAGACUUUGCAUAGUUUUUGCUAUGGUGGCUGCAGUGGUUACUAUACUCUAUCUAACUCCUGUACCUGAUCAAAGAUUUAAAAACUGUGAUAGACCAUGCCAUGAACUAGACUGGCCAAUGAUAUGUAGACUGAAACUUAACAUAGAAAUGUACCAGACAAUGGCCAAAGAGUGUCAAAACUGCCCCUUAAACUCAACCGACUGCGAGAACAAGAACUGCGCGAGCGCAGACGGCAGCCCCAGGGGCAUUAUCACUGCCAACCGUCAGUUACCAGGCCCCCCCAUCCAAGUUUGCAAAGGCGACAUUUUGGUUGUGGAUGUUAUCAAUAAAAUACCGAGUCAUAGUCUCACGGUACACUGGAGAGGCCAGCCCAAUCACGAAGCCCCUUUCAUGGAUGGAAGUCCGAUGAUUUCGCAGUGCCCCAUACCGAGUUACACGACGUUUCAAUACAAGUUUAGAGCGAGUAGAGCUGGCACUCACUUUUGGCAGGCGUUUUCGGAUGCUGAUAGAUCGGACGGUUUGUUUGGAGCUUUGGUAGUUAGAGAAGCGGAUAAAAUAGAGCCACAUAGAAAGUUGUACGAUAUUGAUGCUAAAGAUCACGUCAUUUUGAUAUCUGAGUGGUCCAGAGACUUAACCAGAGACUACAAGAUUGACGAUGAUACCCCCAAGACGUUGUUGAUAAAUGGGAGGUACUCACCGGAAGGUACAUCGUCUUUAGCAUCAUUCACCGUCCAGAAGGGAAAGAGGUAUCGUUUUAGGGUCGCCUAUACUUCUGGGUACUUGGGUUGCCCCAUAACCUUCUCAAUUGAUAACCACAAACUGAAAGUGAUAGCUUUGGAUGGUGCCCCGAUCACACCGUACGAAGUGUCUUUCGCUACUUUGGGCAAAGGCGAGAGGAUGGACUUCGUGCUGAAAACCGAUCAGGAAAUCGGGGCUCAUUUCCUGCGUCUCGCCUCGCAAUGCAAAGACGAUCUAACAGGUUUAGGAGUCAUCAACUACGAGGGCGUGCCGAAGAAGGAAUUCCCGCUCAAGAAUCAGGUCAAGGCGGACGAUAGGAUUAGGGUGUUUGAUACGGCUAUCUGCGACAGCGAGAUCGGGAAAGUUUGUCUGAAAAACGUUAAGGCGCUUAAUAAAAUGCCGAAUGAACUGAGGGAAUACGAAGUCGGCAGAAAGAUAUAUCUCGGUUUUGAUUACAAGCUCCGCAAUAAGGACGCGCACGAAGGUGGGUUUACAAAUUUAAAAUCCAAAAUCUAUGCUAUCAACAAUUUGACGUUCACGUUUCCUCCAUCACCAGUUUUAACUCAGCCAGACGAUGUUCCAGUGGAUAUGCCUUGCAAUGAACUGAAUAUUCCUGAUAAAUGUUCGAAAAAAAAGUUUAGUAUUUGUGAAUGUUUCCAUGUUGAAUAUAUACCACUAGGAUCUAGCACAGAAAUCAUCCUAAUCGACCAAGGAGGGGACGAGGAGGAACAUGUAUUUCAUCUACACGGCUAUCAUUUUUACGUUGUUGGAAAGCAUGUUUUCGAUAAAUCCAUAUCUGUGGACCAGGCUAAAGCUUUGGAUGCCGAAUACAAGCUAAUGAAGAGGAAUUUCAACAAUCCUGUUCUAAAGGAUACCAUACGAGUACCCAAGUUUGGUGCUGUUGCUUUACGAUUCAUUGCAAAUAAUCCUGGAUUUUGGAUACUAAGGGACGAACAAUCCAAAAGUUGGACCAGAGGAUUAGACAUAGUUUUUCAGGUUGGACACACUGACGAAAUGGUAUCCACUCCGAAACAUUUCCCAACCUGCGGAAACUUCAUAGGACCAGACUUCUUUUUACUCUAGCCUCAAACUUCAGUACCAGUUAACCAAUUAAUAUUACUUAAUAUGUAUAUAUUUAGGGGUAUACAGGGUGUCCAGAAAAUAGCGAUCCACUUUUGAACACCCUGUACAAUAAAUUAAACACCGUGAUAUUGUUGUUAUUUGUUAUUUUUGUGUAUUUAUGUAAAAAAAUGUUAAUUUUUUGUAAUAAAGUUUGUAGAAAUCAA
Messenger RNA from Brassicogethes aeneus, 2247 nucleotides. Lineage: Eukaryota; Metazoa; Arthropoda; Insecta; Coleoptera; Nitidulidae. The record is from the annotation of a GenBank genome assembly.